AUGUUCAAAAUCGACGACCAGAAUUCAAAUAAUAACUCAAGUGUUAUGCUAUUACUAGAAUCCAUGUCCUCCAAUGUGGUAAAUGCCGAAAUUCCCGGGAGAGCACCUAAUGCAUCUAUAAUUUAUAGAAAAGUUUAUGUAGAAACAGCUCGUGAGAACGGACAUUAUUUGCCAAUGACUAUUGUAUCUUCUAUGGCGUCACAGAGUUGGGAAUCUGCUGAUGAGACUGUCAAAGCCGAAUAUCGUCGAAUAGUUAAAGAAGCUUUGAGGGUACUUAACGAGAUAGGAGACAUAAAAAUAAAAAAUCUUAAUACAAAAAGUAUUAAAGAGAUAAUAAACAAUAAAAAUAUUGAACCUAGAGAUACUAAACCCGUUAUCUUUGUUGCAUCUUCACAUAACAUAAUUUCUACACUUGAUCUAUCCUUUAAAAUGUAUUCAAACACGACACCUGUAUUUACAAACAAUCCUUCGAAUCUCGAUUCAUCUAUUAUAUCUUCUAUGGAGUCACAGAGUUGGGAAUCUGCUGACGAGAUUGUCAAGGCCGAGUACUGUCGAAUGGCUAAAGAAGCAUUGGGAGCUGAGGAUACGGAUAUAAAAACAUUCGAUAUAGACGGUGUAUUUAUUGAUGUCUAA
This is a messenger RNA of Dentiscutata erythropus, 633 nucleotides long. The record is from the annotation of a GenBank genome assembly. NCBI's taxonomy places the organism in Eukaryota, Fungi, Glomeromycota, Glomeromycetes, Diversisporales, Gigasporaceae.